Messenger RNA from Racocetra fulgida, 1420 nucleotides. The record is from the annotation of a GenBank genome assembly. NCBI's taxonomy places the organism in Eukaryota, Fungi, Glomeromycota, Glomeromycetes, Diversisporales, Gigasporaceae.
AUGACGGAGAAUGAUAAGUCGUUUAUUGGAAUUGAAGCUUCCUUAUCCGAUGAAGAAAACUUUAUUUCAAUUUCAAGUGACGACGAUGCAGAUUAUGAUGCAACUAUUAAUAUGGUAAAUGAAUUUCUUAGUAAUUUCAGUAAUGCAAAUCUUGAAGUCGGUUCAUCGUCAACAUCAGUGGGAAAAGUGCAAGGCUAUGAAGACGCUUACGUAUUUGAUUCUUCUGAUGAUGAUAUGGGAACCUUACCUGCAACUGCUCCUCCUGUGCAAGAUUACGUGGGAAAAGGGAAACAACGGGCCGAUCCUAUUCCUGAAGGCUUUAAUUUUCAUAGCAAUUCUAGAUAUGAUACUCACGAUAUUCAAGAAAUACAAACGCCUCAAGAUCAAAACACUGAAGUUGUUAUGUCCGAUGCAAAUAACUCACCAUCUUUUCCGAAUAAGAAUUCAGUGGAACGAAAUGUUGCUCUUUUUCCUUCUCAACCCCCAAAUUUUCCUGAUUGGGUCACUCGAGAUAUAAUGAUACCAUGUCCAUUAUCGGAAACUCAACGAGCUUUAAUUUCAAAUUUGAUAUUAGAUCGAAAACUUAUACAGUAUUUAAGCAAGGUGUCUGAUAAUGACAAUGCUGACGCAGAUUCUCUAAUAAGAACGAAAAUUAAUGAUGCUCUUAGAAUUAUCGAUCAUGAACCAGUAGAAGCAAUAAAUGGACAUUUAUUCAACGGUCCAACGAAGAGAUGUCUUGGCUAUAAUAGUUCCGAAAUAAGAUUUUCUGUUGAAAAAUUAAAGAUGCUUCGAUACAUAUUAGUCCAGUUGAAAUCUUUUCGAUUGACUAUUGGCAUUGCUGCAUCAAGUGUAACAACUGGUCUUACUUUUGAGUCUGUUUGGAAUUAUCGAGAAAAAGGAGAGAUAACGACAGAUACCCUAGCUGAGUGUAAUAUUAAUAUUUCUGAUAGUUCUGAUGAUGAAAUAGAGGGACCAAUAAAAGACAAUGUUACUAAACAAGGUGCUAAACGGCAAACGGACGAAGCAGAAUCUUCAUGGCAGAAAAGAUCACGACCUAAUCUUGAUGAAACGCUAACUAUAUCUCAGUUAAGGGAGCAUAUUCUACAACUAGAUGAACGUAUUAAAAACCAAGAUGAACUUCUUAAAAAAAAAGAUGAGCAUAUUAUGCAACAAAAUGAACAUAUUCAAAAACAAGAUGAACGUAUUCGAAAAAAAGAUGACUAUAUUCAAAAACAAGAUGAACGUAUUCGAAAAAAAGAUGAACAUAUUCAAAAACAAGAUGAACAUAUUCUACAGCAAAACGGUAUGAUCAAGCAACUUCAGGAGAAGAACUCGGAAUUAAAUUGUAAUUUUCAGCAAACAGGGCUAGAAAAUAGAAGGUUGAAUCAAGAACUUUCUCAAUUUCGCCAAAUGACGUAUG